GGGGUUAUGCGUUGUCAUUCUUCGUGUAUUGAAGACUAGUAUGUUACUUGCUUGUACUGGAAAAACGGCGGAGUCAUUUUCUAGUUUACCCGAUCAUUAAGUAGUAUCGAUAUAUUAAAUAAAAUAUGUCAUCGGCACGGUAUGACCGAGCUAUCACGGUAUUUUCACCUGAUGGUCAUUUACUGCAAGUAGAAUAUGCCCAAGAAGCUGUUAGGAAAGGUUCCACCGCGGUUGGCGUCCGUGGUAACGAUGUGGUUGUACUUGGCGUGGAAAAAAAAUCUGUAGCAAAAUUACAGGAGGAAAGAACUGUCCGUAAAAUAUGUCUUUUGGAUGAUCAUGUAGUUAUGGCCUUUGCAGGCUUAACUGCUGAUGCCCGAGUACUAAUAAAUCGUGCUCAGAUUGAAUGCCAGAGUCAUAAAUUGACUGUUGAGGAUCCUGUAACGUUAGAAUAUAUCACUAGGUAUAUUGCAGGAUUAAAACAAAAAUAUACUCAGAGCAAUGGUAGGAGACCUUUUGGAAUAUCAUGCCUCUUGGCUGGUUUCGAUUAUGAUGGUGUACCUCAUUUAUACCAAACUGAACCAUCUGGUAUUUACUAUGAGUGGAAGGCAAAUGCAACUGGGCGCAAUGCGAAAACAGUUCGUGAAUUCCUAGAGAAGUAUUACACUGCUGAUGAAGUAGCUACUGAAAAAGGCUCUAUCAAGUUGGCAAUCCGGGCAUUGCUUGAAGUUGUUCAGUCAGGUCAAAAAAAUUUGGAAAUUGCUGUAAUGCGACGGGGACAACCACUACAGAUGUUGGACACUGACACAAUAGGAGAAUAUGUAACAGAAAUUGAAAAAGAAAAAGAAGUGGAAGCUGAGAAGAAGAAGCAGAAGAAGUAGUGACGCUACUAAUUAAUUGCAUUGCUAAUUAUACAUUUUUUUUAAUGUUUCUCAUACAAUAAAUGUAAUGGAAUCUA
This is a messenger RNA of Cephus cinctus (wheat stem sawfly), 955 nucleotides long. RefSeq names its product proteasome subunit alpha type-7-1 (gene Prosalpha4). The record is from RefSeq and is a predicted model, not a curated record. Gene Ontology annotation, biological process: ubiquitin-dependent protein catabolic process. The transcript has 6 exons. Gene Ontology annotation, cellular component: proteasome core complex; nucleus; proteasome core complex, alpha-subunit complex. Lineage: Eukaryota; Metazoa; Arthropoda; Insecta; Hymenoptera; Cephidae. Bases 126 to 878 code for a protein of 250 amino acids.